UAGGCACGGGGAUCCCAGCACAGGAAGGACGCCCUGCAGAGCCGGACUGUCGUCAGGAGCUCCAAGUGCCGUGAGCAGAGGCUAUCCGUGAGGCUGGGAGGCUCACCAUGGUGGACAGGCAUCUCGACAUGGGCACCUCAGCCGCCACCUUCACAGAGAUCCUCCAGCUGGAACCAGGGAUGCUGUCCAGCCAGGGGGGGAUGUACGGCUUCACUCGGAACUCGGCCCGACGGGACCCCAAGAAGUCGGGCAUAUCUGGCCCAAGCAUCCAGUCCAGGGUCCUGAGGCCGCAGCCAUCCCCUGAGAAUGCCGCCCGGGAGCGGAGCCGCGUGAGGAACCUGAGGCAGGCUUUCCGCAGCCUGCAAGCUGCCCUGCCCUCUGUGCCACCUGACACCAAACUUUCCAAGCUAGACGUGCUGGUCUUGGCCACCAACUACAUCGCUCAUCUUUCCCAGACCCUGGACCAGGGAGGGUGCAUGACCGAACAAACGGGGCCAUGCAAGGCAGGUGGAUACCUCCACCCUGUCAAGAAAUGGCCCAUGCGAUCCCUGCUGUACUGCGGAAACGUGGAGGAGAUGCUGUCUGGGGCGUCAACCAGCCAGACGGGGAUUUCGGGGGUAGACGAUGCCCCCCCGCUGACCCCUGACCUCGGCCACAGAAAUUGAACAACCCAGGAAAUUAUUACCCAGUUUCACAGCAGAUGAGCAGUCUGAGUAAUUUUUUCUGGAUACAAGUCUGAUGGGAUGCAAUGUGAAAUGAACAGCCAUUUUAGCGAUGCCUGAGAUGAAAAGGCAAUGAAAUUCCUGUAAUGUAAGAUGAAUUGCAAAAAAGGUUAACUGCACUUUUCACUAGAUUGACAUUUUACUCAUCAGGCACACAGGCCAUUGCACAAAUGUAUAUUGGCCUGGAACCUCAUUAUGAAUUUAUUUUUAAAGCAAGUGUUUUUCCCCCUUCUGACUCGACAGUGUUCGGGGUUCACACUUUUUUAGAGGAUACAAUAAAAUAGAAUAAUUUCUCUUU
Brienomyrus brachyistius is the source of this 1020-nucleotide messenger RNA. Its product is annotated as transcription factor 24-like. Gene Ontology annotation, biological process: regulation of transcription by RNA polymerase II; developmental process. Gene Ontology annotation, molecular function: DNA-binding transcription factor activity, RNA polymerase II-specific; RNA polymerase II transcription regulatory region sequence-specific DNA binding; protein dimerization activity. The coding region runs from base 108 to 665 and encodes 185 amino acids. Lineage: Eukaryota; Metazoa; Chordata; Actinopteri; Osteoglossiformes; Mormyridae. The record is from RefSeq and is a predicted model, not a curated record. The transcript has 3 exons.